AAAAUCAAAAUAAAGAAAAUCAAACUUUUUAAACUGCUUAAAAGUGAAACACUCGCCCGCAUAAUUAAGACAUAAAACCGUGAAAUUAAAUACAACAAAAAAUCAAAUACAAACACGCACACACAGGCAGCUGCCGAGAUUGUGGUCGCAAUUUUUUUAAAGCUUGUUGUGGCGCGCUGUUGUUGUUGUUGUGCUCGUUGUUGUUCCAUCUCGUCUCGUGACACUCGGCAUAAAUAUUUAUGUUGACGCAUUUACCUGCGGCGCUGCAGCGUCGCUAAUGAAGCGCACGAAAAUGAAUGUGAAAGGACAUAAUUAUGCUUAUGUUUUACGUGUUAAGUGCUUGGCAAGCACGAUUAAGGCGCUUUAUCACCCGCAACAACGGCAGCAACACGAACUGAAACAAAAUCAACAGCAACAGCUGCGACGCCAGCAGCAGCAGCAGCAGCAACAGCAGCAGCAACAAAGGCGCUUACGGCAGGCCUUGUCGCAGCAGCAGCAGCGGCAACAGCAACUGUUUUAAGCACUCGCACAUACACUGGCACGCCCACUGGGCGUUAAGUAACAAGCAACAGCAACGGCAACAAGAACAAGAACAACAUGCUGAGCACAAUGACAACACCAGCCACAUUGCUUGAGUUUGGGGCAAUUGGUGAUGUCCCAAGCAUUUUGGAAAUAGAACUGCCAGCCAUAUUGUUCAACGAGAGCCUCUUCAUUGAACUGAAUGGCAGCCUAACCCAGCUGGAUGCUGGCAGCGGCGUCGGCAGUGGCGCCACCAACAACAUCAACAUCAACGGCAACAACAGCAGCAGCAACAGCAGCAGCGCAGCCAGCAAUUACAACACCGGCAACUACAAUGGCAGCAUUCUGCUCAUCAACGGCAGCAGCGGCUACAACAGCAGCAACACCAGCACCACCACCAAUGCAGACGGCAAUCUCACACAGCUGGAGGAGGAGCAACGUGUUGCCAAUGAGCGUGCCGCAGCUGAAUUUUGGCUAUUGGUCAAAAUGAUAGCCAUGACCGUUGUGCUUGGCCUAAUGAUACUCGUCACCAUUAUUGGCAACGUAUUUGUGAUUGCAGCCAUUAUACUCGAACGAAACUUGCAAAAUGUUGCUAAUUAUUUGGUCGCAUCUCUGGCAGUUGCUGAUUUAUUUGUUGCCUGUCUCGUCAUGCCGCUUGGCGCCGUCUACGAGAUAAGCAACGGCUGGAUCCUUGGACCGGAACUCUGCGAUAUUUGGACAUCCUGCGAUGUGCUCUGCUGCACAGCAUCCAUAUUGCACCUGGUGGCAAUCGCGGCAGACAGAUACUGGACCGUCACGAACAUUGAUUACAACAAUUUGCGUACUCCGCGACGCGUCUUCAUCAUGAUAUUCUGUGUGUGGUUCGCUGCGCUGAUUGUCUCGCUGGCACCGCAAUUUGGCUGGAAGGAUCCCGAGUACAUGAAGCGCAUAGAGGAACAGAAUUGCAUGGUCUCGCAGGAUGUGGCCUAUCAGAUAUUUGCCACAUGUUGCACGUUCUAUGUGCCGCUGUUGGUGAUUUUAUUUCUGUAUUGGAAAAUCUAUUUAAUUGCAAGGAAACGCAUACAGCGUCGCACACAAAAAUCAUUCAAUGUGACAUUAACGGAGACCGAGUGCGAUUCGAUGGCACGUGACGCGCCCAAGGAGCAGGCUGGCAAACGUCGUUGGCGGCGCGAACAACUGGAGGAUGCCGAAAAUGAAGCUGGCCAACUGCAGAGACGUUCACGUAAACGAAUUAAGAUAUGCUUUGGCCGUAACACAAACACGGCCAACAUCAAUGCGGGCACCGAGGGCGCCGUGGCACGUUCUGUGGCCGCCAUUGCCGUUGACUUUGCCAGCCUGGCCAUUACGCGGGAGGAGACUGAAUUCAGCACCAGUAACUAUGAUAACAAAAGCCACGCGGGCACCGAACUGACGACCAUCUCUAGCGAUGCCGAUGACUAUCGCACGAGCAAUGCUAACGAAAUCAUAACGCUCUCACAGCAGGUGGCCAGCGCCGCACAGCAGCAUCUAAUAGCAUCCCAUUUGAAUGCCAUUACGCCGCUAGCACAAUCCAUCGCCAUGGGCGGCCAGCCAACGGCAGCAGAGGGGGCUGGCACUGGUGCCACAAGUCCCAGUGGCACAACUGUUGGUCGGGGUGUACUGGCCAGCAUUGCCAAUCCACACCAGAAGCUGGCCAAACGGCGCCAGUUGCUGGAGGCGAAACGUGAACGUAAAGCAGCGCAAACAUUGGCCAUCAUCACCGGCGCCUUUGUCAUCUGUUGGCUGCCCUUCUUUGUCAUGGCCCUCACAAUGAGCCUGUGCAAGGAUUGCGAAAUUCAUCCAGCAGCUGCAUCGCUAUUCCUCUGGCUGGGCUACUUCAAUUCGACGCUCAAUCCGGUCAUCUAUACCAUUUUCAAUCCAGAGUUCCGUCGCGCCUUCAAGCGCAUUCUAUUUGGACGAAAGCAUGCGGCACGAGCGCGCAGUGCGAAAAUUUGAUUUCAACUGAAAACCAACGAGGACCAGUAUCUGUAAGCCACAACCUAAACCAAACAGGUGAAAGCAAAAGUUACUAAGAAACUAACAAAGCGAAAAAAAACAACAGGCAUAACAAACUCACAUAAAUAAUUCUGUAUAUAAACUCAAGAGAUAUCAACUCAGAUGCCAACUGAUCACAAAUGGCAUGUAAAAAUGGAUAUGUAAAUGAAACUGGAUAUGGAAUUGAUGUUAAAAGGCAUUACAGUAAAAUGAAACUAUAGUUAGGUGUUUAGAUUUGUAGUUUGUAGUGCGUUUGACGAUAUUUUUAGCAGAGACAAUCCUAAGUACAUGUACGCGAUAAGUAAUUCCUAAACCUACCUUAACGAAUAACACACACGUGCCCCAAACUAGCAACCGACAAAGAAGCAGAAAUCCAAAGCAAAUAGAUAACAAUUUUUAUAAGCUAUAUAGAAGAUGUUAGCUGUUAAGAGUAAUCACACAUACACACACAUA
Drosophila arizonae is the source of this 2985-nucleotide messenger RNA. RefSeq names its product 5-hydroxytryptamine (serotonin) receptor 1B (gene 5-HT1B). Gene Ontology annotation, molecular function: G protein-coupled receptor activity. Gene Ontology annotation, cellular component: plasma membrane. The record is from RefSeq and is a predicted model, not a curated record. Lineage: Eukaryota; Metazoa; Arthropoda; Insecta; Diptera; Drosophilidae. Gene Ontology annotation, biological process: positive regulation of MAPK cascade; adenylate cyclase-activating adrenergic receptor signaling pathway.